AUGGCAUCUAUAUUCGACCGACGCGGACAACUAGCUCCCUUCACGAUUCGCUCUCGUGUCAUGUUCCAGGAGCUGUGCAUCCUCGGGGUGGGCUGGGAUGAUCCACUGGACGCUGAGCACACGCGGAGAUGGACAUCCUGCUUUAGCGAGCUGGGAGAUCUGGCGCUGAUCCGUGCGCCGCGCUGCUUCAAGUGUCCGGGUCGCGAGUCGUCUGUCGCUACAUUGUCGCUGCACGUGUUCACGGAUGCUUCAGAUGCCGCCUACACCGCUAACGUGUACGUCCGUGCUGAGUACCCAGAUGGCAAUGUGCGAGUGACGCUAGCACUCGCCAAGGCGCGUCCAUGUCCCAUUAAGAAGAUGUCGAUCCCGAAGCUGGAGCUGAAGGGUGCUAUGCUUGGUGUUUGCCUGGCCCAGACAGUGAAUGACGAGCUAGAUCUGCCGAAGGCUGAUGCCACCAACUGGUCCGACUCGAUGAACGUGCUUCACUGGGUGAGAGCACAUUCCAGAAAGUUUAAAAUCGACGUGGGCAACCGGAUAGCUGAAGUACAAGAGUAUUUAGCUGGCAACCACGUUCUUGGAAAGCUGAACCCAGCCGACAAGAGCACCAGAGGCUUGACAGUAGCCAAGCUAGCCAGUGAUUCAGUAUGGUGGAGCGGCCCUGAGUUCCUCGUCCAGCAGCACAAUGAGUGGCCGUCUCGUCAGAUAACCGUGCCAAAAGAGUUGCCCGGAAUGGUAAAGCGAGCGCAAGUGAUGGCGUUCGCUGUGCACACGAGAGGGGAUCCGGAAGCAGCAAGUACAGCAGCCGACUCUGUGGAGCUGAAGUCUGAGGAGCUCCAGCGUGCCGAAUGUCACUGGUAUGCGAUUGCACAAGCAGAGAGCUAUCCCGCUUCGUAUCGGCAGCUGACGUCAGGGAAGUCCCUUGCAGCGAAUGACCCGCUGCUACGGCUGAAUCCAGUGCUCCACAAGGACUACCCGUGUGUACUACGCGUUGGAGGUCGUCUGAAGACUGCCAGCCACUUGCCUGAGCAUACCCGGCAUCCGAUAAUCUUGCCCCAGCACCAUCGCAUUACUCAGCUGAUAGUCGACGCCGAAGAUCGCAAGUGUGAUCACAGUGUGGGCCCAAACCACCUCUUGGCAAACCUGAUGCUGCGGUUGUGGAUCAUCCGUGGCAAGGUUGUCACACGAUCUCACCGUGCCCACUGCGUGCUCUGCAAGAAGAAGUGGGCCACUGUGGCUUUGCAGCAGAUAGCACCGCUCCCGCUAUUCCGAACAGCUCCACCGUGCCGGGCAUUUUCAAGAGUGGGAGUUGACUAUGCCGGUCCGUUCCGGACAAAACAAGGAUGUGGCAAGACCCAGCUCAAGAGGUACCUCUGUGUCUUCUCUUGUUUGCAAUCCUGA
Messenger RNA from Sycon ciliatum, 1398 nucleotides. RefSeq lists its product as uncharacterized. The coding region runs from base 1 to 1398 and encodes 465 amino acids. The record is from RefSeq and is a predicted model, not a curated record. The transcript has 2 exons. NCBI's taxonomy places the organism in Eukaryota, Metazoa, Porifera, Calcarea, Leucosolenida, Sycettidae.